AUGAUCACAGGAAAUUUGAGUGAAUUUGUUUGGGGAAGUGUUGAGCUAGCCCUUAAUGUUCUAUUGUACUCUAGAUUAAAAUUACCAUAAAAAGUGAUGUCUUAAGGUGUAUUACGUAUGUCAAUUGUUCGUGAAUGCAAUUACAACUUUGGGGUUGACACCAAGGUACAUUUGGAUUGACAUUAGUUCCUAGAUUGUUAGAUAUGUUGUUGCCUCGUUACUCACUCCAAAUAUAGUUAGACAUUUUCAUAAAUCAAAUGAUUCUUAUCACUUCAUAUAUGGUUGCUUCAUGUGCUUUGAUGCAUUGAUCGUUAUGGAUAUCCUUCCUAUGACAGAUACUAUAUAUGCUAUAAUCCUCAUUCUACGUUUGUUUCAUCUUUUAGAAAUCUUACUCAAAGUUAGCAAAGCUAUCCUAUCAAUAAAGAUUCAUAUAAAAAAAGUUGUAAAAGUUUAAUGCAAUUUGUUGAAUUAAGUUAAUACAACAAAUUACAAUACAAUAAUUUCUAAGAAAUUGGAAAUAUCUCCUCCCAAUUCUUCAAAAACCACAAAUGCGAGUUCACUUAAUGAAGUAGAGAGUACUUAAAAGAUUAAGAAAAGACCUAUAUUUCCUAAUGUUUAUUAAAUCAAAGUACAGACAUCUAAGACAACAAAAAUCAAUAUAUUAAUUGAUGAGCCUGAAAAAUUUGAUCUACUAUUUGAUUAAUAAUUAAAUAUGGAUAGAAAGAUGAAUCUUUAAAUCAAGAUUAAUUUAUGUGCUCAAGUUUAUUAGAAUUUGAAAAAACAUUAUCCCUGUGAAUGGCUUCUUAGACAGAUUGCUGAAUAUCAAGCUGAGUUAUUACUUUUAGAUAAAUGA
This is a messenger RNA of Paramecium pentaurelia, 853 nucleotides long. NCBI's taxonomy places the organism in Eukaryota, Ciliophora, Oligohymenophorea, Peniculida, Parameciidae. The record is from the annotation of a GenBank genome assembly.